Ilex paraguariensis (yerba mate) is the source of this 2107-nucleotide messenger RNA. The record is from the annotation of a GenBank genome assembly. Lineage: Eukaryota; Viridiplantae; Streptophyta; Magnoliopsida; Aquifoliales; Aquifoliaceae.
UCUGAUUGCUUGUAUAAUGCUGGAUGGACAGAGGAUAUACGUAAAGUCAUUGACCAUCUUCACUGUCAAUACCCUGAAGCCCCUCUAUUUCUAGUUGGAACUAGCAUUGGUGCAAAUAUUCUGGCAUUUGUUGUGCUCCUGCACGUUGCAAUGAUUGCAAAUAUGGGAUUAAAAGCACCAGAUUAUGGCAGUACUCCUUCCUGUUUCAUCUUUUCCGAUUUUAUAUCAUGCCAGCAAGUUUGGAAUGACACACAACCAAGGGACAACCAAGCAAUUGUUCCUCUGUUGUUGUUUUACAUGUCACACUUCCAGCGUGAUUCCGAAUAUGCACCAGCCAGCUUCCUCUUUACCUUUUUUUCAAGAAUCUCCUGGACUUUAUUCUCUGGACAUAAUUUUGAGCACAAUGCCAGCCAGGUAAAAUUUCUUGGCGAGGAUGGGGUUAACAUCCCUGUUAUUGGGGCUGCAGCUAUCUGUUCUCCUUGGGACCUUCUGGUUGAUAAUGGUUCAAGUGAUUGGGCUUGUCCACCAACUUAUGACAAGUUCCUAAAGAUUCCAGUUUGUUUGAAGGUGAUUCUGAUUUCUGAGGAUAUGGUGGCGAUUAUGUUGUGCAUGGUCGAUAUAUGCGACAAAAUUCCUUCAAGUGCUAUGGCUACUGAUGAUGAUGUGUUAUAUCUGUUUUCCUGUGGGAUGAUGGCUGCUAGUGGUUCUGUAUAUGCUACAAUCUUAGAAAAGGUUACUCGCUCUUAUGCUCUAAAGCUGAUAGGUGACAGGUUUAUUAGCCGUAGGCUUGUGCAGAAAUUCUAUGGCAAAGCUCUAACAACUGGCUUAAAAGGUUACGCCCAAUUGCACCAGCCCAUCUUUUCUCGUCUUGCAGAUUGGGAAGGCAUUGAAAAGUCGUGUUCAGUUCGAGACUUCGACAAUUAUGCUACUCGCCUUGUUGGAAAAUUUGAGACUGUGGAUACAUAUUACAGGCGGUGUAGCAGUGCUGGUUUUGUAGGAAAUGUAAUGGUACCACUACUCUGCAUCAGUGCUAUAGAUGAUCCAGUCUGUACAAGGGAAGCCAUUCCAUGGGAUGAAUGCAGGGCAAAUCAAAAUAUUAUUCUAGCUGCGACACAGCAUGGAGGCCACCUGGCAUUUUUUGAAGGGAUAACUGCAAAAAGCCUGUGGUGGGUAAGAGCUGUUGACGAAUUCCUCAGUGUUCUGCACCGUAGCCCUUUAAUUCACAGAAAAAAAGAGAUGCAAAUUUCCUCCCCAGGCGGCCCUCUUGAAUCUUCAAUUGAUCAGGCCCCUUAUGUAAAUUUUAGGGAUGACGGGAUGGUGACUGCAUUGGGCAAUGAGCCCACAAUUAACAUAGAAGAUUCACAGAAUGAGUGUAUUGUUCAAAAGGAAAACGGUGAAGAUACAAGCUCAAAUACACAAGGGGGUGAUCACCUGACAAGAGAAAAACCACAUAUGACAAGUGAGCUUGAACAGGCCUUGGGACAAGAUGUCAAAGAAACAAUUGUUCCUGUAAAAAAAGGCGUAGAUCAGCUUUGCCGACAGAGUAGGAAAUCAAUGUGGCUGCUUGCAUACAUUGCAAUAGUAACAACGUGGCCAGUUGUGGGCUCGGCUCUUCUGCUAUUCUUCAAGAAAAAGUUCAGAGAUGUCUUGCCAGAAAUGUUAAAGAGAAGAUGAAAUUCCAUCCUGGUGCAGUAUGUUACAAUAUUACAAUUAGCACUGCCAUUGGCAGAUAUAGGCGUAUAGGAUAUACAAAAACUUCCACACAAUAAUGUUAAAAGCCUCUGUUUGUGAAGAGGAUAUGGAGGAAAUAAGAGGGCCCUAAAGAAUGAACAGGAAGAACAUUUUGUGCAACAUCCAAUUAGAUGUGCAAGGAGGAUUCAACGGUUGGUCUAAUGGCUACUGUUAGAUGUGCGUGAAUGGAAACAACCGAACAAGAGACUGAUCCUACCUAUCUCAUGUUGCUCUCUGUUAUUGCUUUUGAGCAGCGAGUGUACUGUGGGAUGUAGCACAUUGCUUUACUGUAUAUUUAUACUAAAACCAUAUAUAUAUGUGGCAUUAUUUUCCAUUGCAGCGAGUCCUUGUCCAAUUAGAUCUUCGUAUAUGUGGC